Molecule: messenger RNA, 849 nt
Organism: Fonsecaea erecta
Lineage: Eukaryota; Fungi; Ascomycota; Eurotiomycetes; Chaetothyriales; Herpotrichiellaceae
Exons: 4
Coding region: 1-849 (282 amino acids)
Cellular component (GO): plasma membrane
Molecular function (GO): acetate transmembrane transporter activity
Source: RefSeq, a predicted model, not a curated record
AUGGCCACCCGGAAGGAAAGCACCGCACUACAUGAGAGAGAUGUCCAACCCUGCGAGCAAUCAGAAUAUACUUCGCAAAUGGAACUCGACUUUGGCCACGGCCCUCUCGCUCACAUGCGAACUAACAUAUCCGCAGAUCUUCCAGCUUUCGGGGGCGAGAUGCAGCCUGGUCUCUAUCGAUCUGUCUCGCAACGGAAAUUUGCCAAUCCAGCUCCGCUCGGAUUGUCAGCCUUCGCACUGACAACUUUUGUUCUCAGCUUGAUUAAUCUGCAAGUUCGCAAUCUCGGCGUGCCCAGCAUCAUUAUUUCUCUGGCGUUCAGUUAUGGUGGCCUUGUUCAACUGCUUGCCGGGAUGUGGGAGAUGGCCAUUGGCAACACGUUCGGAGCUACCGCACUGUCUUCAUAUGGUGGCUUCUGGAUCGCCUUCGCCAUUAUCCUCACCCCAGGCGGGUUUCAGAUCGAGGCGACUGUCGAGGAAGCGGCUGGCCAAGCCGCCUGGCUGAACUCGAUUGGAUUCUUCCUCAUGGGCUGGUUUAUUUUCACCACAAUCCUGUUGCUAUGCACUCUUAAGUCUACCGUGGCGUUCUGCUCGCUGUUCUUCAUGCUCGACAUUGCACUCUUGAUGCUCAGCUGCGCCUAUCUAUACCCGCAGAACGGCGCUCCUCACAGAGGCUUAACGCACGCUGGCGGUGGCUUUGGUAUCGUCACGUCCUUCUUGGCAUGGUACAACGCGUUUGCUGGUAUUGCGGACACGUCCAACAGCUUCUUCAUAGUCCCGGUGGCGCAUUUUCCGUGGUCCGAGAAAGGGAAGAGUAAGCGGCUCGGUGAUGGGCAUGAUGAUGCUGUCUAG